AUGGCCCGCACCAAGGUCAAAGCCGAGGAGGAGCAGGGGAUGAGUGCAUUCGAGAAGAUGCGCCUCGCAAACAUUGCGAAGAACAAGACCAUGUUGGACGACUUGGCCAAGGCUUCGAAUAAGAUCAUGCCUCCCAAGCCCAAACCAGCACCAAAGUCUCGGUCGACUCCAGUAAAGAAGGAGCCUGUCGCUCCCACUGGCCCGGUCCGUCGCAGUGCUCGCGUUGCAGGCUUCGAUGCCGACAACGAGACCCUGAAGCGCAAGUACGAGGUCGAGGUUGAAGAAAAGGCUGCCCAAGAAAAGGCCAAAAGGACGAGGAUCGGUGGCAACCUUAGUCUGGGAGACAUCGCCGUCGAUGGCAAGAAGUUCAACAACGGAAUCACCGGAUUGAGCGCACUGGUCCCUCGGGGUGCCCAGCCCGGCGUCCCCACAUUCACGGAUGAAGACGUGGAGAACACGUCUGAUAAGGACCUGAAGGAGUUGCGCAAGAAGAUGGGCAAAUUGGAGCUCUAUGAGAAAUGGAGCCCGCAAGGUACGUCAGGCAUGGUGUGUUUAUCUUUGAUUGUAGUUGCUCACAUAGUCCCAGACAUCAAGAUUUGUCCCUUGCGCAUCUACGCUGCCACUUUCCAUCCUACAGAGGACAAACCCCUGGUAUUCGCCGGUGAUAAGGAAGGCGCUCUAGGUGUUUUCGACGCCUCUCAGGAUGGCCCCCCGGAGAACGAUGAUGACGAAGACGCCUGGUUCGACCCCAAGAUUGGUGCCUACAAAAUCCACACCAGAACGAUUACGACCAUCAUCGUUUCUCCGUUCGAGCAGCAAAAGGUUUACACGUCCUCAUACGACUCUACCGUCCGUGUGCUAGAUUUAGAAAAGGACGUUUGUUUGCCCGUCUGGGAGCCCGAGGACAAGAAUGAAGAUAUCCCCCUGUCUGCCAUUGAUAUCCCUCUAACAGAUAAGAACAUUAUCUAUUUCUCCACUCUCAAUGGCGCCGUUGGAAAGGUCGACAUCCGCGACCCCAAGUCCACAGAGAUGUGGCAGUUGUCCGACAACAAGAUUGGAGGCUUCUCUCUGAACCCGCGCGAGCCGCACCUUCUGACCACGGCGUCUCUCGACAGAACGGUCAAGAUCUGGGAUUUGCGGAAGGUCACCGGCAAGGGAGAUAUGAGACACCCUGCCAUGCUCUACGAGCACAACUCCCGCCUAUCAGUCUCUCACGCGUCAUGGAGUCCCGGCGGCCACAUUGCCACGUCUUCGUACGAUGACACCAUCAAAAUUUACGACUGGGCAGACCAUGCCGACUGGGACAAGUCCACCGAGAUGGAGCCGAAGCAUAUUGUAAAGCACAACAAUCAGACUGGCCGUUGGGUGACCAUCCUCAAGCCCCAGUGGCAAAAGCGCCCGAAGGACGGCAUCCAGAAAUUUGUGAUUGGGAACAUGAACCGUUUCGUCGACGUGUACGCCGCCAAUGGCGAGCAACUUGCGCAGUUAGGUGGAGACGGCAUCUCGGCUGUCCCCGCUGUCGCUCACUUCCAUCCGACGAUGGACUGGGUGGCCGGUGGUACGGCAAGUGGAAAGCUGUGCUUGUGGCAGUAA
Colletotrichum lupini is the source of this 1593-nucleotide messenger RNA. RefSeq names its product WD domain-containing protein. Gene Ontology annotation, cellular component: nucleus. Bases 1 to 1593 code for a protein of 530 amino acids. Gene Ontology annotation, molecular function: protein binding; DNA binding. Gene Ontology annotation, biological process: regulation of DNA damage checkpoint. The record is from RefSeq and is a predicted model, not a curated record. NCBI's taxonomy places the organism in Eukaryota, Fungi, Ascomycota, Sordariomycetes, Glomerellales, Glomerellaceae. The transcript has a single exon.